CGGCCGCCGCCCCGGCUGGCCGACGACAGUGACGACGAGGAGGACGGUGCGCUGUCGGGCGCUGGCCUCUCCGACUCGGACUCGGACUCGGACUCGGUGGGCUCGCUCGUCUCGGACGGCUCCGACUCGGAGGAGAACGACGAGCCGCUGGAGUCGGAGACGGGCGCGAGGCCGUGCGUGGCUGAGCUGACGGCAGUGCUGCAGGGCGAGGGCCUGCUGGUGCCGCUGCGUCUGUGCUGCGACUGGUUGCGCGCCAACGAGGAGGUGCUCAAGUCGUGCACGGAGAGCAGCGCCGAGCUGUGGCGCCAGCUGGUGGUGCUGGUGAACGGCGUCUCGCUGGACCUGACGGCCGACUCUGGCGUGGAUGAUCUGCGGCCCGAGUUCGCCCGCCAGCUGGCGGCGUCGGCGCCGGCGCUGGCGCAGACCACGCCGCUGUGGGAGGACCGGCUGCUGCGCGGCAUGCACCUGCUGGGCACGCGCCACCAGCACAUGGCCUGGACGGACCCGCUGCGCCAGAGCCUGUCCGGCGCCGAGGAGGUGGUGCUACGGGUGCAGCUGCUGGUGGAUUUCGCCACCUGGCUGACGUCAGUGCCGCAGCUCGGGGUCGCGCUCAAGGAUGGCAAGUUUGUCCACGUCUCGAGCAGCAACACAGUCAACAACAACAACCAGCCGCAGAGCGAAGCUGUCGAGAGCGUCGAGCGGCGCCGCCAGCUGAUGACCAGCAUGGCCGAGCAGUGGCUGCGCUCGGAGGUGCGCUCGCUGCGCUGCCGGACGGCGCGCCGCGGCGGCCAGGCCAGCUUCUCGCCGUACGUGGUGGUCGACACGGCCGCGCUCGUCGCCCACCUCGAGCCGCUCAAGCAGAUGGUGAAGGCGCGCCAGUUCGUCACCGUCGUGCCCAGCGCAGUAAUCCACGAGCUGGAUGAGCGGAAGGCGGCGUGCGCCGGCGCGCGUGAGGCCAGCCGCUGGCUGGAGACACAGUUCCGGCGCGGCAACCGUUUCCUGCGACCUCAGCGCGCCAACUGAGAAGGCCUCCCUCGAGCUGGUCAAGUACCCUCGCCGCAAGCAGCGCGACCAAUGGCACUUCUUCCAGAUCCUGGAGUGCUGCAACCACCUGCGCCAGUCGGUGCCGGCGCCGGAGCCGGCGGCGCCGCCGUCCGUGACGCUGCUGGUCGGCGGUGACGACGCGGCGCCCGGCCGCGACUUCAGCCCGCGAGGGCUCGCCUCCGCCGCCGAGAUCCACUUCGAGCUGAUCACGACCUUCCACUCGAAGUGGGCCGUGUCGAGCAAGGGCCGCAGCUGAGGGAAGUGGCGGCGUCCUGACGGUCCGACCCGAGACAGCGCGAGACUCCUGCGCGCGGAGACGGAGCCCCCGAGCCAGCGAAACUGCGAGCCCGUGGCCGAGCCGAGCCGGGCCGCGCGCUGCCCAGCCGGCCGCCAGCGCCAACCUGGCACCUGCAUGGCGUUCGCCGAGCGACGGCGCCCGAGGCGAGCCGCGAGCCGAGCCGGGUCAGCGGCAGGCGGCGCCCGCGCCCGCACCGCCCACCCCGGGUCGCUGCCGACCGUCGGGCCACGGCGACGGCGCCGCAGCGCCCGUCUUCCCCUGCUCCCCCUCCGCCUGUCUGUCUGUCUAUCCAGCUGUCCACCAUCUGUCCGUCUAGCCGCUGUUCGCCGGCUGCUGUCGCUAGCUGCUGUCCAAAUACACCUGGUCCUGUCGCUUGCUGUGUGGGCUAGGCUUUUCGUAGGUAGGUCUGGGGUCUCACAAAAUUGAAGGGGGUUGUACUUCUGGGCAGUUCGAGAUCUAGUUGACAAAAAUGUGAUAGACCCGCGAUCUGGUCGUUGGUGCACUGAUUUGAGGGCUACGAAAGGUGGAAGCUGUCGUCCAAUCGCCCAUUGACAUUGUCAGUGAUCCACGGGGCUUCAAAUUCACGCUUGAGAAUGCCGCCGCCGCUCUUCCAUUGUCCUCUUGGUGCGAAGCUUCGUGAGCUACGCCAGCAUCUUCGCCGCUCCUGCCAUACUUGCUCCGCUCUCAAGAUUGUUCAUCUUUACCGCAUCGCCGCAAGACCGCAAGAGAGCGGGACCAUGCCUCCACAUCACCGCAAGAGUGGCUAUCGUGUGAUCGGCAUUGGGGCUUAACAGCGUAGAGGAAAAUUCUAAGAAAUUGUUCAAAGCUUGCGCUUGUGCUGCGGCGUUCCCCGAAUUGACAGGCGGAAUUUAAAUUGUACGGGUGUAUGCCAGUUGGACUGCAAACUGUCUGGGUAAUACACUUCUCUCGGAAA
This is a messenger RNA of Pollicipes pollicipes, 2276 nucleotides long. Its product is annotated as protein SMG5. Gene Ontology annotation, biological process: nuclear-transcribed mRNA catabolic process, nonsense-mediated decay. Gene Ontology annotation, molecular function: telomeric repeat DNA binding; telomerase RNA binding. The transcript has 9 exons. NCBI's taxonomy places the organism in Eukaryota, Metazoa, Arthropoda, Thecostraca, Pollicipedomorpha, Pollicipedidae. The record is from RefSeq and is a predicted model, not a curated record. The coding region runs from base 460 to 1023 and encodes 187 amino acids. Gene Ontology annotation, cellular component: telomerase holoenzyme complex.